Messenger RNA from Plectropomus leopardus (leopard coralgrouper), 2478 nucleotides. RefSeq lists its product as uncharacterized. Gene Ontology annotation, molecular function: small GTPase binding; GTPase activator activity. NCBI's taxonomy places the organism in Eukaryota, Metazoa, Chordata, Actinopteri, Perciformes, Serranidae. Gene Ontology annotation, biological process: regulation of GTPase activity. The record is from RefSeq and is a predicted model, not a curated record.
UUCAUUGCGGUCAUUUUUGAAACGGAGCAAACUGUGUCCAGACAGCGUUGCUCCUCUGUUAACCUCCUCUGGAAACCCGUGGACAACUAUGAGAAGGAGAAGCAGUAGUAACGCCAGCAGGAGAAGCUCAACUAUUAGGAGACGCAGUGACAAUUUGCGUUUUGAUGAAUUCGGCUUUGCUCUCACUAAACGAAAGGACCAAAAACUUCACCAUCGAUGUCACGACUACAGCUACCCCCAGCUGAGCUCAGUGAGGGUGAAAGAGCUGUGUGAGCUGCUCAGCUACUGGAAUGGAGCCAGCUUCAUCUGCAAGAGCCAGAUUGAGCGAUUUAUCAGGAUGGGUGUUCCUCCAAGCCUGCGAGGGAGAGUGUGGAAGUGUCUUCUCACCAUUGACAGCCUCAAAGAAACCAGUGAUUUCAACUAUCAGAAGUGUUUGUUAGAGGUGCGAGGGCCCCUGGUGGAUUUGGGAGUCAGUGAGUAUGGCAUCCUGUCGGCGAUCACCACACUCAGCGAAACCCAGAAUGAUCUGGGUUUGAAUAAUCAGCAGCCCUCCAGCUGCCCCGAGCGCAGAUACUCUGUGGACGACAUCACACUCUUCAGACAAAUCGCCCUCGACCUACAACGUUCCUUCCCGACGCACCGCUCUCUGAUGGGGGAGAGCCCAGAAGCCAUUGAGGGUCAGGCGAAACUCUUCAGGAUUCUCAUCGCUUAUGCUAAAUACAGCCCAAAGGUUGGAUACAGCCAAGGGAUGUCCUACAUAGCUGCAGUGCUGCUGAUGCAACUGGGAGAGGAGGAGGCGUUUUGGGCUCUGACAGCCUUGUUGGAUAAACCCAAAUAUUUGGCCGAAGUGUUUGACCUCAGCCUCACCAGGGUCCAGCAUCAGGUGAAGGUGUUUGACCAGUUCCUGAAACACAGGAAGCCACAGCUCUCUCAACACUUGGAGUCAGUAGGAGUCCUAUCAGUCCAUUUUGCGAUGCCAUGGUUCCUCACUCUCUUCACUUCCCUGCCCUGCUGGGACUCUGUGCUGGCUGUCUGGGAUCUCAUCAUUCUACACGGCCUGUCAGCUGUGUUUCGCACUGCUUUGACCAUCAUGGAGCUCCUGGAGCCUCAACUGAUGGACCUGAGUGAUGAGGGAGCAGUGUUACCCCUGCUGUUGAGAGUGCCUGUUGAUGUAGCCCAGUACUCCGUGUUGGUCCCUGCCCUGUGGAAUACUGAAGUCCAAGACUGGGAGCUUAAAUGUAUGAACAGUCUGGUGCUGGAUGAGAGCCACCAUGGACCCAAAGCAGAACAGUGUCAAAAACAGGGUGCCACACUGCCAGCCCAGCAGAGUGGAGGUAAAGGAAAAGAAAAUGCAUCAGCACCUUCAGAAGAAGAAAAGACAACUGAGAAAGACUCAGUUACUGGGGCUAAAAGCGUGCUGACCCGGGUGAUACGUCUGGCCCAGCGGUAUCUGUUGGACCCAAUGGGUAGACAGAGGGUUGAAGUGAAAGGUCCUCAAACACAGGCCAAGCCCAGACAGCGCAGUCCUGCACCUGGACGAGUGUUCAGGAGUCGGACUUCAGCUUCAUUAACACAAGCACAGAUGAGAUCCAGGAGACGGAGCCAGCAGAGAGACGGGGCACAGCAGCCUGUGGUGCAGGACAACAGUGGUGAUGUCACCGUGACAGCUACAGCUGGGAAAACUGACAGAUCAGAGCAAACCUUCAAGAGGACAGGUACAGGACCUUUCAGCAAGGUGGCCAGUCGCCGUAGCAACCACAGCCUUGCACAGCCCAACAGAGUCAAGUCCCUCCGUCUUCUACGAAAUGGCAAGAACCCGCAGAACCAGACCGCUCCCUCCUCCUCUGUCCUCCCCUCUACCCUCCGUGCCUCUACCCUUCCUCCAUCUUCCUCCAUCCUGUCUUCAAGCCCUCCAUCGUCCAGUGGUCCUCAGAGCGGUGAUCAGCAGAAGCAGCCAGACACACCGAGGACGGCUCUCAUCAAGGAGUUAUCUUCGAGACAUCAGGCCAGUGUCCCAUUCAGGAACGCCAGAGAGUCCAAGAUGAUCUGACACUGAAGUGUGUUAGAGUGGACAAGUGAAGUGACACAAUGCACUAAUUAUAUUUGAAGUAAGUAGUUAUGUAAAUCAGAUGAUUUUAGUUGGACUUCAAUCAAACUAACUCACAUUAGGAACCUAUUGCAGUAUAUGCCAUGAGGGGACUCAACGUCCAUACCAGCAUACGAACUGCAGGUCAUCUGAAUUCAUGUUUACAUCCUGGAGUGCUGUAGAACCAGAUUUCUACCUGAGGAUUUGCUAGAGUAUGUUAAUACUUCUUAUGUUUUUAAUAUAUAGUGUAAGUUUUUGCAUGCAUGCAUGCGCACAUGUGCAUGCUGCCCAGAUCUAUUUUGAUACAACUUUGCACUGCAGUGGAGCUGUUUAUUUUUCCAGUUGACCCAUAAAAGCUUAAACAUGACUCUGUUUUUAUUGUCUUACACAGU